AUGGCAACUGGAUCUAGGGGAAGCAGAGGGAUGCUCCAUGGAGAGAUCAUCCAAAUUUCAGGUGGAGUAAUCAAAGCCCAAGCCAACCGCCUCAACCAUCUACACAACAGAUACAACCCUCCGAAGGGCAGUCCAAUUAGCCCGCAUGAAAUCAAGAAAGGCCAAACAAUAAAGGAAAUAGAAUGCAGGGUGGUCAAGGGAACUGGUCAGGCGGACCUCAAGGGAAUUGGUCAAGCUGGUCCAGUGGAGGACAGCCCAAUUUGUCAGGGGAAUCAACAGCACCCAGGGAACCAACAAUACCAUCAGCCCCAGUAUCAACCAGACCACUACGGGCUAUCAGACUACACUCAGCCUAGCCACGGUGGAGGCCCUUCGAAUCAAAGAUAUAACAGGCACCCCAACGAAGGUCCAGGAGAGGCUAUGGCUCCGCACCAUCAAAAUGAUGCGAUGCGCGAGAUUCAGGAGGCUCAGAAGGAGCAGAGGGCAGCGCUGGACUUGCUUACAAAGCAAUUAUCUCAAGUCGCCAUGUCGCUGGGAGAGCUGAGAGGAAACGAAGGAAAGAUCCCUGCCAUGGUGCAACCUCCUGGGUGGGAGAACAUAAGCGAAGUCUCCCUGAGAUCAGGGAAGGUAUACCAGAGCCCCAGCUCACCUGCGGUACCCCCAGUAUCUAUGCCUGGACCAAGCCAGGAAGAAGAAGGAGAGUCCAGUCCCCCUGAUCAAGCCAAAGGAAGAGACAAAGGGAAAGCGAAAAUGGGCGGCGAGACCUCGGGAGAAAGUCAAGGAAAAGAAGCUGAGAAGAUCAAGCCCUACCCAUAUCGUGGAAUGGUCACCAGGAAUAGAGACGCCACGAUCGAUGUGGACAGUCUGUUCAAAGAUGUAGAAGUCAUGGUGCCACUCUUGACUGCAUUAAAGUUAAAGAUGCCCCCAAUCAGCAAGUUUAUUAAGGACUACCUAGCGGGGAAGGUCAAUGAAGAAGGAAGAAUGAUCACAGAAGAGAAUGUCUCUGCAGUAAUCCAGCGAAGCGAUCUUCCAUCAAAGAAAACCGACCCAGGGAUGUUCACGCUCCCGAUUUUAAUUGGGGAUAUUCAAGUGAAGCACGCAAUAUGCGAUUUAGGGGCAUCCAUCAAUGUUCUAUCGUAUGCUAUCUACAAAAAGCUGGGAGAGGCUAAGCUGGUCGACACCGACAUCAUGAUACAACUAGCCGACAGAUCUAGCAUUCAUCCUGAAGGAAUUCUUGAAGAUGUAAUAGUGAAGGUGAACAAUUUUCUAUACCCAUCCGACUUCUUCGUCAUCAAGAUGACAGAGCCAGCAGCGAAGGAGUCCAGCUGA
Molecule: messenger RNA, 1329 nt
Organism: Salvia splendens (bonfire salvia)
Lineage: Eukaryota; Viridiplantae; Streptophyta; Magnoliopsida; Lamiales; Lamiaceae
Exons: 2
Coding region: 1-1329 (442 amino acids)
Source: RefSeq, a predicted model, not a curated record